UUCAAUCAUGUCAUAUGUCAAGAUAUGGAAUUCAUAAAACAUAAAUAAAAACAAUUAAAUUUUUUGUAAUUUCAAAAUUUACGUAAAACUCUUUCCUCAUUUUCUUUAGUGCUUUUUUUUACUUUUAUUAAUCUACUUCUUAAAACCUAUACGAAAACUACGAAAAAUGCCUUCACGCCAAUUAAUUAUUUUCGAUUUUGACGAGACCAUCAUAAGUGUAAAUUCCAUGCGUCAACUGCUCCAAUUCAUACCAAAUUACCGGCGACCUCACAUGUAUGACACGCAGAAAAAGGGUUGGGUCGACUAUUGUAACAAAGCACUUAAGGAGCUCCAUUUCAUGGGCUACCAGACGAGUACAAUGUGCCAAUUUAUACGUGCAGUGCCGCCCAUUCCCGGUAUGGUGAAACUGAUUCACUACCUGUCGAAUUCUUGUGAACCCACAUAUGACUUGAUCUUGAUCAGCGACGGCUAUCGCAUCAUAAUCGCCGAUUGGUUGGAGCACCAUGGACUCUUCCACUGUUUCACCGGUAUUUAUUGUAAUCCAUCUCAGAUCAAUGACAGCGGAGAGGUGACUGUGAGCGGUUAUCAUUGCACUGAAUGUCCGUACAGUCCACAGAACAUGUGCAAGCGGCGUGUGAUGGAAGAAUUCAUUAAGAUGCAGAAAAGUCUGCAAAUAAACUACGAUCGCGUGGUGUACAUCGGUAAUGGUAGCGGUGACUUUUGUCCUACUUUGAGUUUGGGACCACGUGAUCUGGUGUGCGCACGCAAAGACGAUAUACUGGCCGAAAAGAUUGAACAAAAUCGUAAAAAGCUGAAGAUAAAACCGGAGAUUUAUUUAUGGGCUAGUGGAUAUGAGAUAAUUGCCAAAUUGGACCAAAGGAACGAUAUUGGUAAUUUAAAAAAAAAUUAAGAAAUCAAAACCCCACUGCUAAAGUUUGACGGACAACAAAACUCAACUCGGUAUAAAUAAAUGUUGUGCAAAUGAUUAAAGUUUCUAUUUUUAUGCGGAUAAAUAAGAUUACAUAAAAAUUA
Molecule: messenger RNA, 1032 nt
Organism: Zeugodacus cucurbitae (melon fly)
Lineage: Eukaryota; Metazoa; Arthropoda; Insecta; Diptera; Tephritidae
Product: pyridoxal phosphate phosphatase PHOSPHO2
Exons: 1
Coding region: 167-910 (247 amino acids)
Molecular function (GO): phosphatase activity
Source: RefSeq, a predicted model, not a curated record